CAUCCCAGCAUGCAUUGCGAGGUCUGCAGCAGCCCCUUAUUGACAAAAGAAAAAAACCCAGCAACAACAGGGUGGGUUCGGGACGGCAAUUGCCUCCGCUGGUGUAAUCGACAUUCAACGAAAGUACCAUGCCAUAGAAGCCACAAGUGCAUUCUUCUAAAGGGAAGUUGACGCCAUAGCUUGUGGCGCGCGGGAAGGUGGGGGGCUGGCAGACUGUGGACGGGGACGGAGGAGAGCUCAGCUGGGGCCAAUGCAGCAGCAGCAUCGACAGCCUGAGCUGGUGGAAGGAAACCUUCCCGUCUUCGUGUUCCCCACUGAGCUCGUCUUCUACGCAGAUGAGCAGACGUCUCACAAACAGGUGCUCACCCUCUACAACCCCUAUGAAUUUGCCCUCAAGUUCAAAGUGCUGUGUACAGCGCCAAACAAGUACACUGUGGUGGACGCCAUUGGAGCUGUCAAACCGCAGUGUUGUGUGGACAUAGUAAUCCGACACAGAGAUGUGCGGCCGUGUCAUUAUGGCGUGUACGACAAGUUCCGCCUGCAGGUGUCGGAGCAGAGUCAGCGGAAAGCUCUGGGUCGUAAAGAGGUCACGGCCACGUUGCGUCCCUCAGCCUCGCAGGAGCUGAGCAGCCAACGCUCACACGAUGAUGAACGCAGGGUCAAAGAGCAGCUGGCAGACAGCGAGUUUUUUGAACAGACCGUUUUUCAAACAGAGAGCCGUCCUGUUACAGGAGGACCAAGUCUGUUGACGGUGCUGCUGGGGCUGGUGUGUGUGGCUGCCCUCAUGCUCCCAACCCUGGGGGAGCAAGAAUCUACUGUGCCUGUCUACCUCCACUUAAGUGUUAACAAGAAACUUGUAGCUGCUUAUGUUCUUGGACUUCUUACGAUGGUCAUCCUCCGCACAUGAUGGACAAGAAUAUCAGAAAUGGUCACAUACCACCGCUGCAAGGAGUUCAAAGCUCCCAAUAUGCCUUCACUCCUGAAACAUGAGUAUUUUAUUUUCCCUAACCCAGGUUUGUUUGACACACUGAUGCAAACAGUGACUCCAGUGGACAAGUCCCAGAAUGAGGACCUGUGAAGAAGCGUGAUUGCUGUGAUGGCCUCAUGCUUCUUGUCUGCUAUGAAACCGAAUAGUACGCCAGAGUGAAGGAACAUUCAUGUAUAUAAAGCCAUAGCAGUUUUCUUAUCGUUUUUGCGUGUUACCAACAAAUUGAUGUUUUGAAUCAUUGUAGUGUAGAUUGAAGACUUAAAGGGCAGUUUUCUGCAUGAAUUGGUACCCAUGUAAUUGCAUUUUUCCAACUGUGAUGUAAAAAGGCCUUUUUUUUAAAAAGAUAUUUGUUGUACAAUAAUAUUCAUAACAUGUAAUAAAGUGUCAGUUCAUCAGUGU
Messenger RNA from Entelurus aequoreus (snake pipefish), 1387 nucleotides. RefSeq names its product motile sperm domain containing 1 (gene mospd1). Gene Ontology annotation, cellular component: cytoplasm. Bases 251 to 907 code for a protein of 218 amino acids. The transcript is spliced from 6 exons. The record is from RefSeq and is a predicted model, not a curated record. NCBI's taxonomy places the organism in Eukaryota, Metazoa, Chordata, Actinopteri, Syngnathiformes, Syngnathidae.